AUGGAGUCAAAAGGACGAGGAAGAGCGAUCGGAAUUGUGAAAAUUACUCUGUUUCUAAUCAUUUUUUGCACAGCGGUAAAUUGUGUCUAUUCUCAAGUUACCGACAGCCUCAGUUUGUGUCUGUUGCAAACCUCGUGCACGGCUUGCCUGGAAGCGAGUUCGAGAUGCGCGUGGUGUAGUGACUGGGAAUACACAAAUACUUCUAUUGGGAAGCCGAGAUGCAGCACCGCCAAAUCUUUACAAGAUCUCGGUUGUCCCGAAUCGGCAAUGCAAGUAGCUGUCACGGAGAAAAUCGAAUUUAGUCAAAAUGAAGAAUUCCGGGACGUCACCGCUGGGAAAAUCCCGGUUCAACUUCGGCCUCAGAAGGUUCAGCUAAAGUUGAGGCCGCACUCAACGCAGGUGUUGAACCUUCAGUUUAGACCAGCCAAAAAUUAUCCUAUCGACUUGUACUACUUGAUGGACCUGACAUGGUCAAUGAAGGAUGAUAAGGACACGCUGGUUUCUUUGGGCGGAAAACUGGCAACGACUCUCGGUACCUUUACUGACAACUAUCGAGUGGGUUUCGGUAGCUAUGCCGACAAACCAUUAAUGCCGUACGUCUUUCCUGGCCACGAACAGAACCCGUGUCAAAGCGAACACGCCACGUGCGCUCCACUCUACGCCUUUAGACACCACAUGCGGCUUACCGGCGAUAUCCAGGAGUUUGUCACGAAAGUAAAUGAAAGUUCUGUAACUGGGAACGUGGACAACCUAGAGGGAGGCCUUGAUGGCGUAGUUCAAGCUGUUGUUUGUGCCGAUCAAGUUGGUUGGGCUCAUCAAGCAAGGAAGCUGAUGUUAGUGGCUACUGAUGGUUUUCUUCAUUUCGCCGGCGAUGGAAAGCUAGGCGGUGCGGUACGUCGAAACGAUUUGCAGUGUCAUUUGAAUGCCGAUGGCGAAUACUCCAUGUCAACAACUUACGACUACCCCUCGCUGGCUGAGGUGUCGAGAAUUCUUCUAGACCACAAAGUUAACGUAAUAUUUGCCGUAACGCAAGAUCGACGAAGUGAAUACGAACGUAUAGCGACGAUACUCGAGGAAAAGGCCAGGGUCGCUACCUUGGCCGGCAACAGUUCCAACAUUCUGGAGAUCGUGGAACGUGCUUAUCACGACAUCGUCUCCAAAGUUGUACUACGGGACAAUUCGACGGGCCCAUUCGCCCUCGAGUACUCUUCCAAAUGCGGAAACUUCUCUGGUCCGGAAUUAAAAACGUCGCAGUGCGACGGCAUCAAGGAGGGCCAGAUCUACGAUUUCAACGUCUCCUUCUCCUUGGGAUCAUGUCCGCAGAACAAAAGUCUUUGGAGGCAGAAGGUUGUCAUCGAAGACGCUCUGGCUUCGGAGGCUUCGCAGACAGAAAUCGAGAUAGAACUGAUGUGUGGGUGCGAUUGCGGCGAGCAGGACGAUACGUACUGCAAUCAAGGUGUGAACGAAUGCGGCUUGUGCAAGUGCGAUGCUGGCUGGUCAGGCGAAACCUGCGAUUGCCGAGAGAGUACCGGAGACAGUAUAAAUUCGCAAUGCAUCAACACCGGCGAAAAUGUUCCUUGCUCUAAUCGCGGCGACUGCAUUUGUGGAAGUUGCUCCUGUGAUCCAGGCUACUCAGGACGUUUCUGCCAGUGUUCCCCGUGCGAUAAGGUGAACGGUACCGAGUGCGGCGAAAUGGGCACAUGUGACUGCGGAAGCUGCGUCUGCAGGCCUGGCUGGACAGGCGACACAUGCCAAUGUCCCGUGGGAGACGCGCUGUGCAUUGCUCCGGGAAGCAAAGAAGUGUGUGGGAGUCAUGGAUACUGCGAUUGCGGCCAAUGCCGAUGCAACGGAACUGCCCCGGACGGGUUUUUCUACCGAGGCACAUUCUGCGAGUCCUCGGCAGGAGCUGGAGGCAGCGGACUCUGCGACCUUUACGAACCUUGCGUAAAUGCUACAGUCGAAGCACCGAGCGAUGCUGUUAAUCUUUGCCGUACCAACGUUACUGUUUACAAGACCGAACAGGUUUCAAAAGUAGAUAUUGCUAGUGACCACUACUGCUUCGUGAGAACUUAUACCUCAGACUCAUCGGUGUGCACGAUUCCCUAUGUUUACGAAUUCAACAAGGACAACACCGUUACUUUAAGCAUUGGGGAAAAGAUUUGCAGAACUCCACUACCGGCUGCGGUUGUACCGGGAGUGGCCUUUUUCUUAGUGGUAUUGCUGGGCAUUAUUGCCCUCCUGAUUUGGAAAUGCUGCACGGCGUUGAAGGAUAAGAGGGAGUACGCGAGAUUCGAAGAGGAACAAAAACACACGGUCUACGCUCUUGAAGAAAAUCCACUAUUUCGUCCUGCGACAACACGCUUUCGGGUACCAUCGAUGAUCAAAGAAGACUAAACAUAGCGCCGAUUGCACACACGGGUAAUAGAAACGGCACAAUAGUUACAGAAGAAAGAGUUUGCUUGAUUCGAAUUCGUGAAUGUACUUGCAAACAUUCUAGUCGUAAACUGUAAGUGAUUUUACACGCGCGAAAACUCAACGCAGAAAAUGCGUGAGUGUGUAUUAUUAUUCGUAGUUUGAUACGUAUUAUUACUCUAUACUAUAAAUAUACAGCGUCAAAUAUAAGCAGCAAUUAGCAUCGUAGGUUUUACGAUUUUUUAUAGACGAUCGAAAAGUUAAUUCACUUGUGAUGCGAUGUCAAUUUGUGAAUACGGAUCGUAAACUGGUUACAGAUUGAAUUUUACAUACGCUCGAUUUAACAACAAUAAACAUUUUGUAUAAAGUACCAAAUGACGAUGAUUAUUAUUGGUACGGAUGUAUAUUAUACAAUUCACGAACAUGUUGCUUUGCUGUCUUCCAAUAACUGAUCAAGAUUUCGAAUAAAGAAACUUGUCCUUCCA
Molecule: messenger RNA, 2897 nt
Organism: Neodiprion fabricii
Lineage: Eukaryota; Metazoa; Arthropoda; Insecta; Hymenoptera; Diprionidae
Gene: Itgbn
Product: integrin beta-nu
Exons: 12
Coding region: 1-2394 (797 amino acids)
Biological process (GO): cell-matrix adhesion; cell adhesion mediated by integrin; integrin-mediated signaling pathway
Cellular component (GO): cell surface; integrin complex; focal adhesion
Molecular function (GO): integrin binding
Source: RefSeq, a predicted model, not a curated record